AAAUAUUAUUAAAUUCAGCAGUGACGCUACAAAUGUACUUUAUUUAUAAUAGUAUAAUGUUGAAACUAUAAGGGCCCUUUCACAUGGAUGCGUACCUAUCAUACGCGACGUAUGAUACGCGUCCAUGUGAAACGGGCCUAAGUGUUUGCUUGCUUUUACACAGACAUAUAAAAUACAACUUUACAUGGUCAAAAUUAUAUCUGUAGAGAAAAAUAUUAUUGAAAACCUAAGACCGAUGCUCACAUUCAACAUUUUCAAAUAAAAAUUGUGUGCGACUAGUGACUGCACCGCACAUUUUCGGUUCUUUUGUUCCCGGUCGACAAUUGACGAGUCUCGCCGACGCUAUUGACAGACGGCCGGCGGCCCACUACUGGCAACUGCAAACCGCUAAAAUCGGGAUUUCCAUCUUUUUAUUUGCUAAGUGCGAGUACUCAGUACUGAGUUGUAACUUUUGUCUUUUCACAGUUGGCGGUUGUUCUGUUUUAGCCGUGGUUACUGUUUUGAGGUACCUACUCGAUAGUCGAUACCUACUUGACAGUCUGUUGAUUAGACGAUUUUUUUUGUCGGUUAAUUAUAAAUCGGUCUGUUUUAAAAUUGUUGUGCUAUUCAGUCUGUAUUCAGCUAUUCAUCGUCUUUGCAGAUCAUGGAUUUUUAUAAUAAACACUUCCAUCGGCUGAUCCGUGGUGUGGAUCCCAACGGUAUGUUGAAUGUGCCACUUAACGUGUUUACUGAUGGAAAAUGUCUCGAGAAAUAUUUUAAGACGAAUAGUGAUUUUCGGAAAUUAGAUGUCCCCUGGAUGUGUGAUCAAUUAAUCAUACUUUUGCUUAACUAUGAUGAUAUAGUUGCUAUUUCGUCAACCUUAAAGUUUUUGCAAAAUGAUUUUCAACGCAUUAAAUAUCCAUUUGUUUUGAUAAGUCAAGCAUUUAUUGGCUUAAUUUUAAUACAUACAAAUGCUACAAAAGCGUACUACAGUUAUUGUACCAAUUCAACAAAAGCUUUAUACAAGAACAAAAGAGCUGUAGACAAAAUGCCUAAAAAGAAACAAAAAAUGGAAUCUGAUGCUACUAAUGAAUCAUAUAACAAAGAACAUACUCAAAGCCAGAAAGUUCAAUCAUUAAAUCAACAUCAAGUAUCUAGCCUAGAAACAAACCUCAAUGAGAUAGGUAUUUUUUUAAAUAAUCCAAGACACACUUCAAAUGCUACAGAAAUGAAAUUACUUCAGACAAAUGUUCUAAACCAAACAGUUUUUAAUAAUCCAAUACUACAUAGUCAAAAAAUAUUAAGUUUGAACACUGAAGAAAAUAUUGGUGAUGUUAAUAAAAUAUCGGUGUUAGACCAACUACAAGUUUCAUUUAUUCAACCAGUUGAAGAGUUUCCAGUUAUCAAUCAAGAUGUUCUCGUGGAGAGACCUCUUUUGCCUAAAAAUGAUUUCGAACAACAAUUAAUGGAUUUUGAUAUACAGCCUAAAAAUCUAGAACCACAACAAAUAUUAGAACAACCACAAUGUACACUAAAUUUACAAGUUGAACAAAUUAGAGUUGAAUCAUUAAUGGAGCUACCUCAGCAUUCAACGAAUCUACAAGAAUUACAAAAUCAAUUUAAGGAGCCUACUGAACAUUGUUCCCCCGAAAGGUUAACAAAUCAAUCACUAAAAAGAAAAAUACCUGGUGUAAUCCCCAAAAAAAAAUUUAAGAAAAGACUCAUUGAACAAAACAGUAAAGUACUUAGAAACCGGUUGAAGAAACUUCAAGGAGAGAUUUUUGAUAGACCACUUGAAUGUAUGGUGUUGAAGUGUACUAAUCAAUCUAUAGACCAUUUACCUAUUAGAUACGCUAUGUACCGUAAUAGACUUAUUAUACCAUUUGCUGUGCUCACAUUAAAUAUGGAACUAGAAGAAAACAAAGAUCUAGAUGCAGUUUUUAAUAAUGAAAUGACUUUGAAUAAUUACACAAUUAAUAAUGAAAAAUUUAAUUACAGCAAUACUUCAAACAUUUGUAUUUAUAACCAUUGCAAAAACAAUUCAUUACCUCAUUUAUCUCUGCUUCCUUUAGUUGAAGAAUGUUUAACCAAUAAUAGUUUAGUGUGGAGAGACACAAUUAAUGAGAUAAAUAAUAAUUUGGAAGAUAGUUUAAGAGAAAUUUCACCCAUUUCAAAAAUUGAUCAGACUAAGUGGAAGACAUUUAAAGACAAAAUAAAUUAUAGAGUUAAUCAAAGUUUAGUAGCCCAUAAAACAUUGGUUGGCCCUGAACUAUCUCACAUAGAUCUACCACAACCUCUUAUGGCAUUUCCAUCUCUUAGUGAAGUUGAUAAACUUUUAAAUGAUAAAACAAUAGUUGAACAACACAACUCGACCAAGGGGCCUCCAUUCAAUACGGCAAAUAUUUGUCCUAUUCCCUCUUUGUCUAUAAUAACAGAAUCUGGAUUACCUAAAUUGCUUCCGCCUGAAAAAUCUCCGUUUUUUGAUCAUGUUGAUCGUGUUGAAUUAAACAUUGACCAAGAAAAUGUUGUGUUGAAUCAAAUUGGACCCAAUAAUUUGCAGGAUAUUCAAAAUAUUAUUGAGCAAGUUGAAGAAUCUCAUCGAAUAUCUAUUGAUAUUAAGGAAAUAAUAUCCAAUAUUUUAAAACAGUCACCCAAAAAUAUUUCACAUUUGAUGUUUACUGAUAUUUGUCCUAUUCACGUAACUAAUAGAAGAUAUGCUAUUACAGUUUUUGUAGAGCUACUUGGACUGCAUAAAAAUGGAAUCCUCAAAUUAAGUCAAUCUUGUAACUCAACAAAUCCUUCAUCUAUUUCAAUUAAAAUAAUUAAUAACAAUUUUUUUGAAUGCCCUUUUUAACUUUAUUUUUAUGAUGUUUUAUAUUAAUAUUUGUACAAUGAUUUGCCUGUACUGUUAAUGUUAUAUAAUACUAUUUAAUGAUUAUUUUUUAUGAAAAUCAAGAUAGCUAUUUUAUAUAUGUUAAAAUGUAAACUAUUAGUCCUAGUAUUUAUUGUGAUCUCUUAUCUAUAUUUGACUGUUCUUAUUAUUACUAUUUGUACAUUUUUUGUUUGUUUUUAAAUACACUUUUC
Molecule: messenger RNA, 3063 nt
Organism: Acyrthosiphon pisum (pea aphid)
Lineage: Eukaryota; Metazoa; Arthropoda; Insecta; Hemiptera; Aphididae
Exons: 17
Coding region: 644-2833 (729 amino acids)
Source: RefSeq, a predicted model, not a curated record